Metarhizium robertsii ARSEF 23 is the source of this 630-nucleotide messenger RNA. RefSeq lists its product as uncharacterized. The transcript has 2 exons. The record is from RefSeq and is a predicted model, not a curated record. NCBI's taxonomy places the organism in Eukaryota, Fungi, Ascomycota, Sordariomycetes, Hypocreales, Clavicipitaceae. Bases 1 to 630 code for a protein of 209 amino acids.
AUGUUCGGUACCUGGAAGUAUGGUAGAGGUCAAGGACAGGUCGAAAACCUGAAAACUUCCCACGAUUAUGAGACAGCACGCUCUAAUCAGCAUCAAGCUUGUAACAGAUGCCACGUCAAGAAGAACAGAAAGUCUGACCCUCACUCUGCAGGCAGUUCACGAAGUGGUCGUGAUGGCAGUGGGAGCCCAAAAGGCUCUCACAAAUCCCAUUCAUCCAAAUCCAGGGAUAGGCGAGUUGCUCCCCUGUCUGGCAUCUCUCGAGAUUCAGCAGCAGCUGGAGGAAACGUGUAUCAGGGGGGCUCGGUCCCCGCUGGUCAUGGAAUGACUACGUUUGACGGCUACCCAUUUAUGUCCUCGAUAAUGGAAGCACAGACUUCUGGGUAUCCUGCAACUGCCCCAAUUGGAGAUUUCGCGGCUGUUGGCGACUACACACGAGGUACAUGGAUGCUGGAUGGCAGCACAAGCACCGCUGGCAUUGUUUCUUCGUUUAUCGCAACCUCGGAGGCAAUGUACACAGAUGAUGCCCACGCAUUCUCAAACUACUCCCAUCAUACCAGCUUCGAUAUGUACCAACACAUGGGUCCAAAUGAGGACCCCCGAUUUUGGCCUCAAAACCAGGAUCAGCAUUGA